Cuscuta campestris is the source of this 1585-nucleotide messenger RNA. The record is from the annotation of a GenBank genome assembly. NCBI's taxonomy places the organism in Eukaryota, Viridiplantae, Streptophyta, Magnoliopsida, Solanales, Convolvulaceae.
GUUGCCAACUAAGUUGGAAACUCUCUACGAAAUUCAAAUCGGGACAAUUCAGAUCGUAUAAGGUUCUUACUACACCAAAGUUGUAACAUAAACCUCUUAGUUAUUCUUAGAGAGGUAAAGUUGCGUACAUCUUGACUCUCAAACCCGAACAGAGUUGGGAUUAUACUAGAUUUUAUUGUUGUUAUUGUGGUUGUAUUCUUACUUUGUUUACAUAUGUUGACUAUAUUUCUUUUGUUUGCUCUUUAUUUGCAUUUUUGUUAACCCUUCUUUAAUUCACUUUAGUUGCAGGUAAAAGUAAAACGAAGAUUAUUAUAAUAGCAGUUUUGGGAGCUGUUAUAAUGAUCCUCACUUUGAGUUUGGUGGUGAUUCUUGUUCUUCGGCGUCGCAAGAAUGCAGUUUGGGGUUCUUCACGAUUCAUUCCACACAACACAUCUUCUACACUCUCCAAAAAGCUAGACCUUGAGCAAGAUAAACUUGGAGAUGGAGGGUUUGGAACUGUAUAUUAUGGAAAGCUUGGGGAUGGAAGGGAAGUAGCUGUGAAGCGCCUAUAUGAGCACAACAGCAAGAGAAUGGAGCAGCUCAGAAAUGAGAUAGAGAUUCUCACCGGCCUAAGACACCCAAAUCUUGUAACCCUUUAUGGGUGCACAUCCAGAUGCAGCCGUGAGCUCCUCCUCGUUUAUGAAUACAUUCCGAAUGGAACAGUUUCUGAUCACCUCCACGGAGAAAGAGCAAAAGACGGAUCGCUCACUUGGCCUAUCCGAAUGAACAUAGCAGUGGAAGCAGCUAGUGCACUGGCUUACCUCCAUGCCUCUGGCAUAAUACAUCGAGAUACCUCUAACAUUCUUCUUCACGAAAACUUUUGUGUCAAAGUUGCAGAUUUCGGGCUUUCAAGACAUUGUCCCACUGGUGCUACACAUGUCUCCACUGCACCUCAAGGAACACCUGGAUACGUCGACCCCGAGUAUCACGAGUUCUACCAUCUCACUGAUAAAAGUGAUGUUUACAGUUUCGGCGUUGUCCUUAUUGAGCUCAUAUCCUCAAUGCCCGCCGUGGAUAUAAGUCGGCAUAGACAUGAGAUCAACCUGUCAAAUUUGGCCAUGAAUAGGAUAAUCCGGCAUGCGUUUCAUGAGCUGAUUGAUCCAUCUAUGGGGUUUGAGACUGACGCUGAAAUCAUGAGGAUGACUACUUCCGUGGCAGAGCUUGCUUUCCGGUGUCUGCAAUCGGAAAAGGAUAUGCGGCCUGCGAUGACUGAUGUCCUGGAGAUGUUGAAGGAAAUUCAAGGCAGUGAGUUGAAAAACACAGUGGAGCAAGAGAGGGAUAAUGAGAAUGAUAGUGUGUCAGGUGGAUCUACAAUAGUCCCUUCUCCACCUGGAUCAAACGGUGCAUCUCUGCCGCUGUUAAAAUUGCCAGUUUCGCCCAUUUCUGUGACUGAUAGUUGGGUAGUAAGUAGCUCUACUACAAGUAGCAGCAAUAGUGAGUGAUUCUUAUCCCACCUGUCUUGCUUGAUCAAGACAUUUUUUUGUCUAGCCACACUCCCUCGCUUAAUUUAUUUGUAUUUUAGGAGUGGGUCUGGUUGGUUAUUUUG